This is a messenger RNA of Carassius gibelio (silver crucian carp), 774 nucleotides long. RefSeq names its product glutamine amidotransferase-like class 1 domain-containing protein 3, mitochondrial. The transcript has 5 exons. Gene Ontology annotation, cellular component: mitochondrion. Bases 1 to 468 code for a protein of 155 amino acids. Lineage: Eukaryota; Metazoa; Chordata; Actinopteri; Cypriniformes; Cyprinidae. The record is from RefSeq and is a predicted model, not a curated record.
AUGCUUGUGUAUAGUCAGGGAGAUGCAGAGGUUCAGAUGUUUGCUCCAGAUGUGUCUCAGGUGCAUGUGAUCAACCAUGAGAAAGGUCAAAGUGAAGUGUUCUCUAAGAAUGCUUUAUCAGAAUCAGCACGUAUCGCUAGGAGCAACAUCACUGACCUGGCAAAACUGAAUGUCAGUAAUCAUGAAGCGGUUAUCUUUCCUGGUGGAGUGCUGGCUACCAUCAUUGUGUCAACAUUUGCCACUGAUUGGAAGGACUGUAAGGUGAAUAAGGAAGUGGAGCGAGUUUUGAAGGACUUCAAUAAAGCAAUAAAGCCAAUUGGGUUGUGCUGUACAUCUCUGGUGCUGGCAGUGAAAGUUCUUCCUGGUGUGGAUGUGACGGUGGAUCAUGAGGAGCCAUAUGCUGGAACUACACAAGCACUGGCAGCCAAACAUACUGUCAAAGAAAAAAAAGAUCAAUGUGAUCUAUGAGGUCAGGUCAGGCCAGGCAGAUGUGUUUCCCUGCUGGUUACUUUAGAUCUCGUUCCUUCUGACAGAGGCUGGUUCUCAGACCAAGGCAUCUAGUUGUUCUGUUCCCAGGCACAGCACUCUUUGAUGGGGAUUUUUCCCACCCACCUCUCAACAGCCUACCCACUUUCCACACCCGUCCAGAGAGGCUGGGCAAACAAGACCCCGCGUUCUGACAAUUUGUCCGUACAAAACACAGGGAUUUGGGGACCUACAGACACUCUUACAGACAAAUGGUAAGUAUUUGCCUGGCAGUCUGAGAAUCCUCAC